CGACCGCGGGCUGCCCAGCGUGCCCGACCCUUCCCCCUGGACGUGCGCAAGCUGCUGGUGGCGGGCAACCGCAUCCAGCACAUCCCCGAGGACUUCUUCAUCUUCUACGGCGACCUGGUCUACCUGGACUUCAGGAACAACUCGCUGCGCUCGCUGGAGGAGGGCACGUUCAGCGGCUCGGCCAAGCUCGCCUUCCUCGACCUCAGCUACAACAACCUGACCCAGCUGGGCGCCGGCGCCUUCCGCUCGGCCGGGAGGCUGGUCAAGCUGAGCCUGGCCAACAACCGCCUGGCGGGCGUGCACGAGGCCGCCUUCGAGACCCUGGAGUCGCUGCAGGUGCUGGAGCUCAACGACAACGACCUGCGCGGCCUCAGCGUG
Vicugna pacos (alpaca) is the source of this 378-nucleotide messenger RNA. The record is from RefSeq and is a predicted model, not a curated record. NCBI's taxonomy places the organism in Eukaryota, Metazoa, Chordata, Mammalia, Artiodactyla, Camelidae.